ACCACGAUGCCUGGGUCUCUUCCAGUGAAUGUUGAAUGCUGUUGGCCCAAAGAUGUGGGAAUUGUUGCACUGGAAAUAUAUUUUCCCUCUCAGUACGUUGACCAGACAGAGCUGGAGAAGUAUGAUGGUGUCGAUGCUGGGAAGUACACCAUUGGGCUAGGCCAGUCAAAGAUGGGGUUCUGCUCCGACCGGGAGGAUAUCAAUUCUCUCUGCUUGACUGUGGUUCAGAAGCUCAUGGAGAGGAACAGCCUUUCCUAUGAUUGUAUCGGGAGAUUAGAAGUUGGAACGGAGACAAUAAUUGAUAAAUCAAAAUCUGUGAAGACUGUCCUGAUGCAGCUUUUUGAAGAUUCUGGUAAUACAGAUGUAGAAGGGAUCGACACCACCAACGCAUGCUAUGGAGGCACUGCUGCUCUUUUUAAUGCCAUUAAUUGGAUUGAGUCUAGUUCUUGGGAUGGACGCUAUGCACUUGUCGUUGCUGGAGACAUAGCUGUCUAUGCCACUGGAAAUGCCAGGCCAACAGGUGGAGCUGGUGCUGUUGCUAUGCUAGUUGGUCCAAAUGCUCCGUUAAUUUUUGAGAGAGGGUUGCGUGGAACCCACAUGCAGCACGCGUAUGACUUCUAUAAACCAGAUAUGGUCUCAGAGUAUCCUGUAGUUGAUGGCAAACUAUCUAUACAGUGCUACCUCAGUGCAUUAGAUCGCUGCUAUACUGUCUAUCGCAACAAAAUCCACGCCCAGUGGCAAAAGGAGGGGACAGACAGACGUUUCACGUUGAAUGACUUUGGAUUCAUGAUCUUUCAUUCUCCCUACUGUAAACUGGUACAGAAGUCUGUGGCUAGACUAUUGCUGAAUGACUUUCUCAGCGACCAGAACCCAGAAACAGCACACGGUGUUUUCAGUGGUCUAGAAGCUUUCAGGGACGUAAAACUUGAAGAUACGUAUUUUGACAGAGAUGUGGAAAAAGCUUUUAUGAAAGCUAGUGCAGAGCUCUUCAAUCAGAAAACCAAAGCUUCGUUACUUGUAUCCAAUCAGAAUGGAAAUAUGUAUACCCCUUCAGUCUAUGGUUGCCUUGCCUCUCUUCUAGCCCAGUACGCCCCAGAGCAGCUCGCAGGGCAGAGAAUUGGUGUGUUUUCAUAUGGCUCUGGUUUUGCUGCUACGCUGUAUUCCAUCAGAGUUACGCAGGAUGCCACUCCUGGUUCUGCACUGGACAAAAUAACUGCCAGCCUUUCUGAUCUCAAAACAAGACUUGACUCAAGAAAAUGCAUUGCACCUGACAUCUUUGCUGAAAACAUGAAGAUCAGGCAGGAAACACAUCAUUUGGCCAACUAUAUUCCACAGUGUUCGGUAGAAGAUCUCUUUGAGGGAACGUGGUACCUUGUGCGUGUGGAUGAAAAACACAGGAGAACUUACGCGCGGCGCCCACUCAUGGGUGAUGGACCUCUGGAGGCAGGAGUUGAAGUUGUCCGCCCAGGCGUUGUUCAUGAGCACAUCCCAAGCCCUGCUAAGAAAGUGCCAAGAAUCCCUGCAACAACAGAAUCUGAAGGCGUUACUGUUGCCAUUUCCAAUGGGGAGCAUUAAGAUACCUCUGUGAGGUGGGGAAUGAAACAAGGUGUGAGGGUAGGGUGAGAGAGAGCAAAAGGAUUGCGGUAGUGCUGAAGUUCCAGUGUACAGUAGUACUUCACUGGAGUGUGGAAAAACUGUUUUAAGCUCCUUGAAAAGUUUUGUCAUAAUGUGGUUUGCUGAUAUUUAUAUUAUUUUCAGAACACUAAAAUCAUGAAUAUACUGGAGAUGGAGGGACUUGCCAGGAGCUGUGUGGAUUGCUAAACAUGUCUGAAUUUUUUUAAUUGCUGACUAGUAGCUGUAGUCUAUUACAAGGUCUUUGUACAUAGGAA
Messenger RNA from Pelecanus crispus (Dalmatian pelican), 1889 nucleotides. The record is from RefSeq and is a predicted model, not a curated record. NCBI's taxonomy places the organism in Eukaryota, Metazoa, Chordata, Aves, Pelecaniformes, Pelecanidae.